This is a messenger RNA of Silurus meridionalis, 6519 nucleotides long. RefSeq names its product lymphocyte antigen 75 (gene ly75). Bases 174 to 5297 code for a protein of 1707 amino acids. Gene Ontology annotation, molecular function: signaling receptor activity. Lineage: Eukaryota; Metazoa; Chordata; Actinopteri; Siluriformes; Siluridae. The record is from RefSeq and is a predicted model, not a curated record. The transcript has 35 exons.
CAGGGAGCGCUCAGUGUCUGCAAGUCAUUGGCAGGAGAGAAGAUCUGAGCUGAACUGCUGGGGGAUGUGUUACAGAGUAACAGAAGAAAGCUGUCAGUGUUACAACAAAGAGCAACCAACGCGGACAAACAAGUAACGAAUGACUUAAAUCGGCGGUGCUUUGCGCUGGAACCAUGAACCGGACCGGGCAGGGAGUGCUUUGUGUGGUCCUGUGGCUGCUUCUUGGAGAAAGCUCGGUUCGUUUGGGAAGUUGCGCACCAACUGUGAGCACUGGUGAUGAUUCCUUUAGUAUUCAGCACGAAGGCACCGGGAAGUGCUUCCUGGUCCAGAAGGGAUCUCUUACGCUGGGAAACUGUUCCUCAGCGACGGCACGGUCGUGGAAGUGGGGCGCAGGACAUCGGCUCUUCCACACCGGUUUAUCUGCCUGCCUGGGAUUGAACAUUACCUCCAAAACGCUGUCUCUCCUCACCUGCUCCAGCGACCCCAGCUUGGAAUGGCGAUGUUCCGAGGGAUAUAUCAUUACCAUCUUUCAGAUGAAGCUGAGCGUCACGGCCGGCGGGAACGUCACCGCUAAGAGGGACGCGUCCGAUUCGUGGAGAAGAGGAGGCACGACCGAGGCCAUCUGUGAACAACCGUACCGAACCAUUCACACUAGUGGUGGUAACGCUAAUGGCGCACCCUGUAUGUUCCCCUUCUUGUACAACAACGUCUGGCACCACAGCUGCCUCGAUCCCGAUGCCACCCGCUCUCUCGCCUGGUGCUCCACCACUGAGAACUAUGAUGAGGAUCAAAAGUGGGGCAACUGUUUAAAAUAUGAGGAGGGAUGCGGUGCAUUAUGGGUCGGCCCCUAUGAUGGUCAGUGUUACCAGGUGGUUUCGACAGCGACGGUUUCUUGGCACGAGGCUCGGGAUGCCUGCCGUAGUCAGGGAGGGGACUUGCUCAGUGUCGCCGGUCCUCACGAACUGCAGAAAUUAACUCAAGGUUUACCAGAGCAGCUGUGGAUUGGGCUGAACCAACUGGACUGGGCCCAGGGGUGGCAAUGGUCCGAUGGAUCUCCUUUAAUUUAUUCUCCAUGGGAACCAGAGCAGCCCAUGUGGAUGUCCCCGGAGUGCGGGGUGCUGCACCCUAGUUUGCGCUUCGCCGCCGAGUCGUGUGAGAACAAGCUGCCGUACGUCUGUGAGAAAAACGAGCACGCCAGCCGGACGGCGACGACGGAUAAUCUGGUGUACAAGGAAACGGAGUGUGAGAGCGGAUGGUUCCCAUGGCGAGGUUCUUGCUACAACCUUUACGGAACACAGAUGGCCGAAAGGAAGAUGUACGCAGACGCACAGCAAGAGUGCCUGAAGCAUGGAGCUCAGCUGGCCAGCAUCCAUAGUCUGGGAGACAUGCACAUGCUCAACAUGCACUUUACAGGAAAAACCCUGAACCCGUGGAUCGGUCUGAAGGCUGACAGCAACACCGAGGUCUUUAAAUGGGAAGAUGGAACGAACGCGUCGUUCACGUACUGGGCGCGUAAUCAACCGCCGAUGCUGAAGCCCAACACCACAGGCUGCGUGGUGCUCUCUGAUUUGAUUCAGACAUGGUCUGUAGAUUCCUGUGGCACAACAAAGUCGUUUCUGUGUAAGAAACCCGGCACGGUGAAGGAGAGCGAGGCAGAGAAUAACUGCCCACGAGAUGGGGAUUGGAGGAGGUAUAAAAACGCGUGCUAUAAAGUCGACGCUCGUGAAGUCUCUUAUAAAAACAGCUGUAAACUCGUCAUUAAUGAUCGAUUUGAGCAGGCUUUUGUUAACAGCCUGUUGAAGGAGCAGGCGAGAGGUAAGCAGCAGUUUUUCUGGACGGGGCUCCAGGACACCAAAGGCACAGGAGAGUACCAGUUGUUCAGCCAGAGCGGGCAGGCGAGCAGAGUCACGUACACCAACUGGAAAUGGGGAGAACCAGGUAAAGCAGGAGGUUGUGCAGUGAUGUCUACGAAUCCAAUGGGUCAGUGGUCUGUAGAGAAUUGUACCGAGUUUAAAGCUGGUAGCAUCUGUAAGAGUCCCAUCGCUUCAGAACCUCCUGCCCCAACUUUACCACCGGAGUCAAAACUCAAUGCCACCUGCCCCCCAGGAUGGGUUACUCGACCUGGAAUGAAGUACUGUUACAAGAUCUUCAACGAAGAGCGAGUGAACCGUAAGCGCUCGUGGGAAGAAGCCGAGCAGUUCUGUGAAGCCCUGGGAGCUCAUCUGCCCAGCUUCACUGAGUUCAACGAGAUGAGUUUACUUCAUGAGAUUAUGAGGGAUUCUGUUAGUAACGAUCGCUACUUCUGGGUCGGCAUGAACCGGCGAAAUCCGAACAACGACAACCGAUGGGAGUGGAGUGAUGGGCAGCCCGUGUCCAUGAAGAUCUUUCCGAAAGAGUUCCACGAGGACGACGAGUACAACCGAGACUGCACCGCCUUCAAGUCGUUGAAAAAGAGGUACAUACUUCUGUUCGUUUUCCUGACCGAACAAAAUCAGUUCUACCCCAAAGCCUUUCACUGCGACGCCAGGCUGGAGUGGGUGUGUCAGAUCCCCCGAGGUCAAACCCCGAAGAAUCCCGAGUGGUACAAUCCAGACGGACACCACGACACCUCGGUGUUUAUGGACGGACAGGAGUUCUGGUUCGUGAACCAGCCCAGGUUGUCCUACGAAGAGGCGAGUGUGUACUGCAGCAGCAACAGUAGCAGACUAGCCACGCCUCAGUCGUUCAACACGGCCAGACAUUUGCACGACCAUCUCUAUAAGCAUGCCCGUUUGGAUCAUUGGUGGUUGGACCUUCGUGAGCCUGGUCCCCUCGUUCCCAUGAGGUACGCUCAUAUCCACUUGGUUAAAUCGAGGUUCUUGGGCAGAUGUACUUCACUAAGUCCUGGAUCCUUCACACCAGAAUUCCGUGUAAGCUGCGAGACCAAGCUGCCGUUUGUAUGCGAGACGUUGAACGUCACAUCAUCCGAGACCGGACCACAAGAACCGCACCCACCUGGCAAACCGUGCGAGGACAAAGAGGUGGCUUUCCGGGACAAGUGUUACACAGUGACCAAGCCUGAGCUCCUGGGCUUCAAAGCAGCCAGUGAGGUGUGUCAGACCCUGAGGGGAACUCUCCUGUCUGUCCAAGAUCAGGCCGAACAGGAUUUCAUCACCACCCUGCUGCCCGGGAAACCAAAAAAGCUUUGGAUCGGAUUGAAGGACAAUCAGUGGGUGGACAACACGCCAGUGAAGUACCACAACUUUAACCCACUGAUCCAUGGCCAGCUGCGUCUUAUGUACAUCAAUUUGUUUGAGCAGGAUGGCUUGGAGCUCUGUGCCUAUAUGUUCAAUGAUCCUCAUUCAGACAUGCUGGGCACUUGGGAUUACACGUCCUGCUCUGAGGACCAGACCGUCGCUAUCUGCCAGCAUUAUGCAGAUAAGCCAGAGGACCCUGUGGUGAUCGAGGGCGAGUUCCAAGUCAACAAUAACACUUUCAAGCUGGUUUUGAAGGAGAACGUGACCUGGUACGAUGCUCUGGAGUUAUGUAAGAAGAAUGGGAUGAGCCUGGCCAGCGUGGCUGAUGCACACCAGCAAGCUGUGCUCACCGUCCACGUCAACAAAGCCCGGCGUCCGCUCUGGAUCGGACUGUUCAGUGAAAAUGAUAAGCAGUUCCAUUGGACGGAUCACACUCACACCGUGUUUAGCCGCUGGAGUGAAGAGAAUGCUGUAGGAGAGUGUGUUUAUCUGGACACCGACGGCUACUGGAAGGCCACAGAAUGUGGCGAGAUGCUAAAUGGGGCGAUCUGUCGCAAGCCACAAGAUAACAUCAUUGUUCCUUCCGGAGACUUUAAGAAGUGUCCUCAUGAGAGCAACGGACCCAACUGGAUCCCAUUCAAAAACAACUGCUACACGUUUCUGCUCCAGGCCACGAGAUGGCAGGAGCACGACAAGUACAGAGAGCAUGAGACGUGCCAGCGUCUCGUCGGAAAAGGUGACAUUCUGACCAUCCGGGAUGAAGAGGAGAACGAAUUCAUUAGGACGCAGCUUCAGCCUUAUAAAGAUCUGGCUUCGUUCGUGUGGCUGGGGAUGUACAGAGACGAGAAAGAUGAGAAACUGAAAUGGUACGAUGAUACCUACGUUCAGUACUCCAACUGGAAACGAGGAAGACCCACAGCCUCAGAGAACUUCAUGGCCGGUCUGAGUCUGUCUGGAGAAUGGUACCUGUUUGAGCAGGAACAACUUUUUAAACAGUUCAAGCAGAGGACCAUUGUGAUUUGCAAAAUCGAAAACGAUCCCAAAAACGAGUACCUGAAGGACCCAGUCGACGUGAAAUCUCCAUCUGGCUACAGCUUCCGCUUAGUUGCUAAGAAACUGAACUGGUAUCAGGCCCUGAAGGAGUGCAGCAGCGAUGGCGGCCAGCUUGUUAGCAUUCACAACGAAACCGCCAACAGGGAUAUGGCGCUGAUCUCCAAGCGAGACGGAUUUCCGCUCUGGACCGGUCUCUCCAGGUUGGACUUCAGCAGUUGGCCCUACGAGUGGUCAGAUGGGACGGCCUUGAAGUUCCACCCCGAAGGGUUUCCGAGUACGGACACCAUUUCAGAGGAGAAAUGCGUGUAUGUGGACUCUACAGGAAGCUGGACUGCAGUGAGCUGCCUUGCCGAGAUGGAGGGCGCCAUUUGUUACAACAGCAAUAAAAAGCCUCGGACCUCUGUUCCGCACAAUGUUAACUGUCCGGAGAGUAACGGGGAGGUUUCAUGGAUCCAGUAUAAAGACUUCUGUUACGCCAUCGUCAUGACCAUGUACAACACCUCGGUCUUCUCCAACAUGAACGCACAAAAUGUUUGUAAGGAACUGGAACCUUCCUCUCAUCUUCUGACCAUCAAGAAUAUGGACGAGAACGACUUUGUCACACGGCACGUUGCCGAAAACCCUCUCGCCACCUCCCGUGUUUGGUUGGGGCUGAGGACCAUCAAGAAAGAUGAAGCUGUGGUCUGGAUGGAUGGCAGCGAGCUCAAUUUCUCCAACUGGGCUCACUUUCAGCCCCGGCCCGGUUGCGGCGUUCUGGUGUCCAUGAACGGAACGUGGAGCACGGCGAGCUGCUCCGGGAGCCACAGCCGCGUCGUCUGCAAGGCGUCUGCCAAAUCUCAAGGUACUCCACUGGCCUUGUUCUUUUUCGUCUUCGUGCUGCUUUGCAUCAUCGGCCUCGUGGUCUUCGUCGUGUAUAAAAAGACCCGCCAUCGUUACACCUCGACGGUGCGAUACCGGAGGAACUUUGACGAAGCGGACAGCGCCAGUAUGAUCGCCGAGGCCGAGUGAACGGCGUGAUCGCCGCGCAACCGCGAAACACAGACGAAGAAAAAAAAUCAGGUUCCUGUGCCUUUUUUCCCCCCAGUGUUAGGACUCGACACAUUCAAACACCUCCAAGGCCUCGAGCAAAACGAAUUCUUUGUGUUUUCUCUGUUUAUACUGAUCCGCCCAACGGCUGCAGGGGGUUUGGAGUGAAUAUCACACAGGAAUGUCGAAUGAUUACUUUGUAGAUACUUAAAACAAAACAAAAAACGCAGCUUGUUUGAAUUUUAUUUAAAUUCCGUAAUUUUUUUUGUUUUUUUUUUUUUGUUUUUUUUUAUAAAAAGGCAAAUAUUGGGUAUGCUGCAGUAUUUUUUAUGCCGUUCUGUGGCAUCCUUGAGUUGAAUUUUUAGGUGUUUUUUUCUCUAAUGUUAAUUGCACUUUGUAAAAUAUCUCAAACUGGGAUCAUUUUAAAGCUUUAAUCCCGUUUCUUUUUCUUUUUUCUCUCUUCCACAAAAACUCCGCCUUCUAAAAUAUCAAACUACCGUGUGCUCAGUCCGCUCGUUUAAAUUUUACCGAUCUAUUAGAUGUAGUGAUCAAAAGAGGUUGGUUAGGUGACGUUUAGACACCGAUCGUAGGCCCCGACUUCACUACGAGCAUCGAGUCGCAUCGGAAAACGUUCCGCCGUGUGCGUGAAUGUCGUGAAAAUCGUACAAGACUCAAAAAAAAAAGUUACACAUAACACAGCUAUUAUUUCAGACUUUUAUUUACAGAGCGAACCUGAAAUCACUCUUUUAUUACACUGUGUAACAAAACGAAUGUAUCCGAUGCCUUUAUCUGACACGUGGCCUGACAGAGUUUACCUCUAUCUCACUCUUUGCACUCAAACUACUGACAUGUAAUGCACUUUAAACGUGUUUUCUCGCCGACUGCUUCCAAACUCAAGCACAAAAGGAGGGUGGGGUUUUUUUGUUUGUUUUUUUUGUUUGUUGUUUGUUUUUGAUUUUUGAUGAAAAUGUGUCGAAGCAGCACUCGAACAGCGCAGGGAUCGGAUGCUUGUAAAUGAUCUGUAAAUAUCUUUUAAGCUUUUCAUAGAUUUUCUUUUAGAUGUGUGAGACCAAAGAGGCUUCAAGAAAUCGCAAAAAUCUGAUCCAGCGUGAUCCUGCUCAGGUUUUCCUUCCUCCCCGAUUUACUAAAGUGACUGUUCAGGUUUGCGUAAUCAGACUCGCUCAAUAAAACGCCGUCUCUGUGA